Cydia amplana is the source of this 1356-nucleotide messenger RNA. RefSeq names its product zinc finger protein 83-like. The transcript has 2 exons. The coding region runs from base 328 to 1335 and encodes 335 amino acids. The record is from RefSeq and is a predicted model, not a curated record. Lineage: Eukaryota; Metazoa; Arthropoda; Insecta; Lepidoptera; Tortricidae. Gene Ontology annotation, biological process: regulation of transcription by RNA polymerase II. Gene Ontology annotation, molecular function: DNA-binding transcription factor activity; RNA polymerase II cis-regulatory region sequence-specific DNA binding.
ACAAUACGAAAAAUAAAUAAUAAUAAGCCGAUUUACGUGUUUUAAUAUACGCAGAAAGGUGGACAAAAUUGUGGCCUUUGUAAAACAAAACUUAUCUUUGCAGAUGUACCUGAAGAAAGGAGUUCCCAAAUAAAAGUCGAGGUCGAGUUGGCACAAGAAGAUAAACAAAAGCUAAAGAAAGAUCGAACCAUUGACAAAAAUGAGAAUUUAGCUAAGAAGAAGGGAAGUUCCCAAAGCAAAGGGCUAACUAAAAAGUCUGUAGCUAAGAGUGACACAACCAGAAAACCUAAUGAGUUUGAUUUGCAUAUCCAGAAUCUCCGUACGAUAAUGAGGUGCUCGAACGCCACGCCUUUAAGACUGCACGGCAAGUGGUACACCUGCUGCUGUUGCCCUGAACGGUUCGAUGAUACGGCGGCUCUGAAAAGGCAUACCGCAGAGAAACACCCCACUGGACAAAACGCUUAUUUUGGCCGGGAUAUCGCGCAACUAAUAAUAAGAGUGGAUAUAACAGACCUGCAAUGCAAAAUUUGCCAGUGCGAAGUUCACAGCAUCGAGAAGUUAAUGGAGCAUUUAAAAAAGGAACAUUCAGAAACGAUACAUACGUUUGAUAAAAACUACAUGGUACCCUUUAGAUUCGACACUAACAGAACAGACCUGAAAUGCGUGAACUGCGAUCAUGAAUUCCACAAUUUUAAAACGUUGGUUCAUCAUAUGAACAUACACAUCCCUAAUUUCGUAUGUAACACCUGCGGCAGCGGAUACGUAAACCAGAGGAGUUUGCAAAACCACGUCCGACAACACGCGAACGGAGAGCAUAAAUGCGAGACAUGUCAGCGAGUUUUCAAUAACGACCUCAAAUUGAAAGAGCACGAGAAAUCCGUACAUCUAGGGUUCAACAAACGUAACAAGUGCGAUUACUGCGACGAGCGCUUCAACGGGACUAUAGCCAAAAAUAUCCAUAUGGUAAAUGUCCACGGCAAACCCGCAAUUGAGAUCAGGUGUCCGGCGUGUGAAAAGGCUUUUAAAAGCCAUAAAUACCUCGCCAUCCACAAGCGGACCUUUCAUAUGAUGGAGAAACGGCACAAGUGUUCUGAAUGUGACAAAAUGUUUUUCUCCACGCCCGAGGUAAAGAACCAUAUGCUGACGCACACAGGGCAGAGAGACUUUCACUGUGUGAUCUGUAACAAAUCGUACGGAAGGAAGAGCACGCUGAGAGAGCAUAUGAGGAUACACGCAGACGAUCGCCGGUUUAAAUGUGAAUACUGUGAAAUGACGUUUGUGCAGAAAUGUAGCUGGAGGGGGCACAUGAGAUCUAAACACGGGGAGGAAGUGUAAAUUGCUUUGAUUUUGUAUUGA